Penicillium cosmopolitanum is the source of this 1746-nucleotide messenger RNA. RefSeq lists its product as uncharacterized. The transcript has a single exon. The record is from RefSeq and is a predicted model, not a curated record. NCBI's taxonomy places the organism in Eukaryota, Fungi, Ascomycota, Eurotiomycetes, Eurotiales, Aspergillaceae. Bases 1 to 1746 code for a protein of 581 amino acids.
AUGACCCAGAAUCAGGAUAAUUUUGAGCCAAACAUUUUUGAUUUUACAUCUACUCAAACACCCGGUGAUUUUCAUGUUUGCCCCAAUGACGAAAGUACGGAAAUACCGAUACUGCCAAUAGACUUUGGGACAAAUGACGCUACUUUUGAUACCAAUAUAUUCCAUGAUCAAGCCUCAGAAGGCUGCAGGCUAUGGAACAUCGAUUCUUACAAUACGCCUGCACCGGAACCUUUAGACUAUGGAGAAAAUCCGGCAAUCAGUAACUUUUCGGCAUCAUCUUCUACCGAGGGCCUCCUUUCAGACAUCUUCAAUUCGCCACUCUUAGCGACAAAUUCUCCUGAAAUCGAAAGUGAAGCUCAAAUAGACACUACAUCAGGUGUUGAAGUUACUAGUAUGCCACUCACAGGUGAUGUCAAUCUUCAGAAGACACCUCUUCAAACUCCCAACAACCAAUUCGGUCUUCCCCGUUGGAGGAGUCGGUAUUUUGUGUCAAAUUCGGAAGUUAAAAACACACCGUCACGAAAUGUGACUACAAGUGAACUGGACCCAAUGCAACGAUGGCAGACAUUUCGGCCCGAGGAAGAGCCGACCUCAGUUGCAGCCAUAAUGAAUGCGAUGCAAGAGACACCGACACCCUAUCGCACCGAUCAACAAUACCGCGGCCGUGGAAAGACCUCUUCUCGGUCUCGUCGAUCAUAUUCUAACACAAGCCGCGAAUCCAGUGUCUCAUCUGCAGAUUCAGCCUGGUCAUCUGGUGCCCGCUCAUCUCGUACUCGAAAUCGUCGAUCAAAAGCGCAUGUGACCAAAUCUCAGUCUAAUAACGGCAAGGCUCGUAUAUUUUGUUGCACCUUUUGCUGCGACCGCUUUGGGACCAAAUACGAAUGGGUUCGACAUGAAAAAUCACUACAUUUGAAUUUAGAAACAUGGUAUUGCGCACCACUCGGGCCGUCGGUCUUCUCCUCGAUCACAGGAAAGAUGCUCUGUGCCUUCUGCGAUGUGUUGGAGCCAUCGCAAGAACACCUCUUAAUGCACAACUAUGAUGCUUGCAAAGACCUAUCCAAUGAACUACGCUCAUUCCAUAGAAAAGAUCAUCUGGUACAGCAUCUUCGUCAUGUACAUCAAGUACAUAAUAUACCACCCUUGGAUGACUGGAAGAAAGAAAUGAAGAGUUUCACAUCAAGAUGUGGAUUUUGUGAUGUGAUUCUAGAUAAUUGGGAUGAUCGCGUCUCGCAUCUUGCCAGGCACUUCCGCAACGGAUCUACCAUGAAGGAUUGGAAGGGGGAUCAUGACUUUGCCCCGCACAUUACAGCCCAGCUCCAAAAUGCGUAUCCGCCUUAUCUUCUUGGAUGGGAAUCAGAGUGUAUCGUCCCAUUUUCUGCGACAAGCAAGGACGUUCGCGACCAGUAUUCUUUGCUAAUGUCAGGGACCAAUAUGACCAAUGAAGAUUCUGGAUAUCCUGAAUGCCUAAAGCCAGAAUUCUCCCUCACACAUGAUGAUCAAACAAUGCCGCAACUCCCAGGAUUCUUGGAUGUAUUUACACGCCAUCUGAGCCAAUACGGUCGGAAGCAGAUGGAACUCGGCAUCAUUCCAACAGACGAAAUGUUUCAAAAGGAGGCACGAAAGGUGCUCUUUCAUACCGAGGAUGCCUGGGACCAAACUAUUGCUGAUAACGCUGACUGGCUUUCUGCAUUUCGAAGACUACAUCUCAACUCGAUUGUCAGUGGCAGCUCAUUGGCAGCUCAUUAA